This is a messenger RNA of Ficedula albicollis (Collared flycatcher), 1972 nucleotides long. It is a transcript of the gene R3HDM4, whose product is annotated as R3H domain containing 4. The coding region runs from base 1 to 1185 and encodes 394 amino acids. NCBI's taxonomy places the organism in Eukaryota, Metazoa, Chordata, Aves, Passeriformes, Muscicapidae. Gene Ontology annotation, molecular function: nucleic acid binding. The record is from RefSeq and is a predicted model, not a curated record. The transcript has 9 exons.
AUGGACAGGCAGAGCCUUGAAACCCCGGCAAACAGGCUCUGCCAACCGCCCCCAGAGCCCCUUUGCUUCCCUUCCCUGGGGGCUGGGGGCCCUCCGAGGAAACAGCUGCAAGAAGCUCAUCUCUGCUUUGCCCCCUGGAAAACACUGCAGGGAUCAGCACAUUACAGCUGGGCCUUGCAGAACCCCCACAGCCCAGCAGCCUGGUCAGGACCCCUUCCAGCACGGAGCUCCCAAGCCCUGGUGUGGCCAGCAGCACCAUGGGGCCGGAGCCAGGGGCUGCGGGGCCGGGACAGCUACCGGCAGCUACGCCACGAUCCCGCGCAUUCUGGAAAGAGGAACCUGCUGCCAGUGCGGGCCGGGGCCGCGGACGGCCGGGCGGGAGCCGCUUCCCCCACGCCUCACCGCGGCAGCGGCUGCAUCCGAAGAAGAGGGGAAGGACAGGGAGGACGGGUCCGGAGGAUCGAGGACUGCCUGCCGCUGCUGGAGGACUCCCCGUCCAAGCGGUUCUCCCCGUCCAAGAGGAAGCAGUAUUACAUCAACAAGGCCAUCCGCAACUCCGACCUCAUCCCCAGGGCCAAGGGCCGCAAGAGCCUCCAGAGGCUGGAGAACACUCGCUACCUGAUGACCCUUCUGGAGCAGGAUGACUGUGGGAGUGAUGAGGGAGAGCUCACCCACUCGGCUCCCCCCAGCAUCUUCACCGAGGCCUGUAACAAUGAGACCUAUGUGGAGAUCUGGAACGACUUCAUGAACCGAUCAGGAGAAGAGCAGGAGCGGGUGCUGCUCUACCUGGAGGAGGAGGCCAGGAAGAAGCACAGGAGGAAGCUGCCUGUCAAGAAUGAAGACAACUGGAAAGAGCUCCCAGCCUACACACCCCAGGAGUGCUUCCAGCGCAUCAGCCGCCGCCUGCGCGCCACGCUGAAGCGGGGCCGGAUCCCCAUGGGAACGCUGGAGGGGCUGGAGGAGGAGCUGCUGGCCUUCUUCUCUGUCACCCCCCACUCUGUCUACACAGCACUGAUGGACAACAGCUUUGAGCGGCUCCUGCUCCACGCACUCUGCCAGUACAUGGAUCUCGUCUCUGCCAGUUCGGACAUCGAAGGGAAACGUCAGAUGAAAGUGAGCAACAAACACCGCGUGUUCCUGCCCCCCGAGCUGCUGCUCUCAGACUACCUGGGGCAGAUGAGCUGAUGCCCCCCGAGCUGCCCAGCCCCUCCUGUGUCCGGCCCUUGUGCAGCCCUUGGACCCUCGGCCCUUCCCCUGCUCCGGGGGAAGAGCCGGGGCCUUGCAGCCCUCCUGGAACUCUUUGUGUGUCUAUUUAUAUAACACAGGUGUUUUUUAAAAAUAAUCAGGCGGGGCCAACCACACCCCCCCCCCCUUCCCACCUCUGGCGCUGACGCUCGUGGGGUGAUUUCGGUCCAGAUUUUUCUGCGGUGAAACAGCUCCUGGCGGCUGCUGAGCAAUCGCUGAGCCGGCGGAAGAGCCCGGGGGCUGCCGCGUUCCCGCACCCGCAGCCCCGCGCCCGCGGGGUGUCCGGGGGGGCUCGGUGUGGGGAGCUCCGGGUACUUUUGCCCCCCCCACACCCUGUGCCCUGCCCGCACGACGGGGCUGUUUUUAAGUGUAAUAUAGCUUGUGGGUUUUUUUUAUCACGUGUGUGUAUAUUUACAUGAGUGUGUGUGUGUGUGCGUGUGCGUGCUGCUGGAGGGGUGCAGCCCCUUUCGGGGUUCUCUCUGCUUUGUCCACAGCUGCCAUGGGGGCAGUUUGGAGGUACCUCCGUGUGCCCCCCACCCCCGUGUCCCUGGCAUGUGCCAAGGGUUGCUCGCAGGGUGUGCCCUGGGGGAAUCUUUUUUCUGGUUGCUCUGUCCCAUGACGACACCGACUGCCAUUAACCGUGGGGACCCCCAGACCCAGGGGAGCCCCUCGCACCUCCUUUGCUGGUGUGACUCGGGUACGGGCGCGUUCAGGAACAAUAAAGAGC